This is a messenger RNA of Cadophora gregata, 1071 nucleotides long. RefSeq lists its product as uncharacterized. Gene Ontology annotation, cellular component: catalytic step 2 spliceosome. Bases 1 to 1071 code for a protein of 356 amino acids. Gene Ontology annotation, molecular function: protein binding; RNA binding. The transcript has 4 exons. NCBI's taxonomy places the organism in Eukaryota, Fungi, Ascomycota, Leotiomycetes, Helotiales, Ploettnerulaceae. The record is from RefSeq and is a predicted model, not a curated record.
AUGGCUUCAGAAAAACGGCCCGCGUCGGGCGACUACAGCAACUCGCAGAUGGUGGUUAAGAAGCAGAAUUUGGGCAACAACAACAAGGCUGUAGCGGUGGUCAAUGGGUCUGCUGCGAAUGGCGCGCUCAUACAGGCGGUGCCUCGGACAACAGGUUUGCAAGCUCCAGUGAUGGAACUGUCUGGUCACUCGGGAGAGGUAUUCUGCGCAAAGUUUGACCCGAAUGGCAACUAUAUUGCUUCUGGUUCAAUGGACCGUACUAUCAUGCUCUGGAGAACUUUUGGCAAUUGCGAGAACUAUGGCACUUUGACAGGUCACAAAGGUGCGAUUAUGGAUCUACAUUGGUCGCGAGACUCGAGAGUACUGUUUUCUGCUUCAGCGGAUAUGCAUCUGGCGAGUUGGGAUUUAGAGACUGGCACGAGGAUACGAAGGCAUGUUGGACACGAGGAGAUCAUCAACACAAUGGAUAUCAGCAAGAGAGGAGAGGAAUUGCUCAUCAGUGGAUCUGAUGAUGGAUGCAUUGGUAUUUGGGACCCAAGAACGAAAUCAGCAGUCGACUUCAUCGAGACGGAUUUCCCUAUUACAGCGGUAGCUUUGGCGGAGGCUGGAAACGAGAUCUAUUCUGGUGGUAUCGACAAUGACAUCAAGGUCUGGGAUAUGAGGAGAAAAUCUGUUGUGUAUUCGAUGCUUGGACAUACCGACACCAUCUCUUCCCUCCGGAUUUCACCAGAUUCCCAAUCACUGCUCUCAAAUUCGAUGGAUUCGACGGUACGGACUUGGGAUAUCAGACCUUUUGCACCCACAGAACGACACAUUCGAACCUUUGAUGGAGCACCUGCUGGUAUGGAGAACAACCUCAUUAGCGCCAGCUGGAACUUUGACGGCAAAAGAAUUGCAGCAGGAGCUGGUGAUGGCACUGUUGUGGUGUGGAAUAGCGAGUCUGGAAAGCUCAUGUACAAGUUGCCUGGGCAUAAGGGAACAGUGAACUGCGCGGAACUUUCGCCAUCUUCGGAUCCGAUCGUUCUUUCUGGAUCAUCUGAUCGAAAACUCCUCUUGGGAGAGUUGAAGUGA